Molecule: messenger RNA, 1095 nt
Organism: Cylindrotheca closterium
Lineage: Eukaryota; Bacillariophyta; Bacillariophyceae; Bacillariales; Bacillariaceae
Source: the annotation of a GenBank genome assembly
AUGCCGGCACACGCACAUAACAAUCGACGUCGUAGACAACGGCGUUCCAUGGGUACAACCCUGGUGACGACGGCUGUAGUCGGGUAUGGUGCAUAUCGACUGGCCGAAUGGCUAUGGAGCUCGGACGAGGAUGACAAUCAUCAUGAUGAUCCUGAGGAAGAAGGAAUCUUUUCUGCAUUGGGCAGCUGGAUGUCAUCUACAAUGAUGAGAAACUCGUGGGGACAACAACAACAACAGCAACGGUAUUCACCAUCGUCACCUCAGCAGCAGCCAAGAUUAGAUCCUCGAACCCAGUGGAAGCUUCGUCGACAACGAGUCUUUAAGUGUCGAGAAGAAAGCAUCAAGGCGUGUCAAACUUGUUGGCCAGCCUUGACGGAGAACAUUGAAGAAAUGACCAACACAUCCGCUGCCAUGCGCAAAUUAAGGGACCUGAGAGCUUCCAAAGAUGGUCAUAGUGACGAUUUGUGGAAGGAAAUUUAUGUGGAGACACUGACGCGCUUUUUGAGUUGUGUGUAUGCCCACGGACUAUGGUUCAGUAUGAGCACGGUCCAGAUACACUAUGUUGGGGGGCGAAUGUUUCGUCAGGUACCGCCCUUGGAGGAUGACGAAAAAUCCAUGCUGACAGAAUCACAUCAAUACAUGCUUCAGCACGGCUUGAACCGGUUGGUUCCCAUGAUUCGAAAGACAAUCCUUCCCUUUAUUGACGAAUGGAAAGCAACGACCACUAUUUCCAAAAUUGAGCUGCAUCAACUUAUUCGAAAAGUCCAAAGUACGAUCGAUGCCACCUUUUCGACGCAAAACAACAACAAGUACGCCAGGAAUUGGAUCCGGUUCGUCUUGCCGGACGAUUCCGUGGACGAGGUUUGGGACAUUUGCCAAAGCCCCGUAUGGGACGACGCGCACAGUCACUUGCUCAAUGAUACUAUUGACAUAUUGCUAUCGUCGCCAGAAGAGAAUGGAGAGGAAGAAAUUGCGGUUGCCAAGCACAUGGCUCCGCUCAAAAAGUCCUGUCCGAAGCUUUCCCUACCUGAAAAUUAUCAGAGAUGGAUUGCCAUGCCAGCAAUGUUGGAGCUCGGGGACGUUAGCUUUCAAUAA